AUGUCUAACCCUCCUUCAUUUAAGUCACAUAAGCAGAAUAUAUUCAACACCAACAAUAAUCAGCACGGAAAAAGUGUAGAUUCUUUUGACUUACAUCUCGACGAUUCAUUUGACGCUGCCUUGGACAGUUUACAAAUUAGUAAUAACCCUGAACCACUUAGUAAGCAUAACACAGUUGGAGACAGGGAAAGUUUUGAAAUGAGAACAGUAGAUGAUUUUUCAAAUCACUCUUCCGAUUCACAUCGUAAGUCUUCAAACAUAGAUACCCGUCCUUUGAUGUACGACAAUCGUCUUUCGCAAGAUGAUAAUUUCAAAUUUACUAAUAUUGCCUCAUCGCCACCAUCAUCCUCAAAUAAUAUUUUCUCAAAAGCCCUCUCAUUUCUGAAAGCAACCAACACCAAAAACUGGUCCAAGUUUGGAUCUCCCAUAGAACUCAGUGAUCAGCACAUAGAAAGAGAAAUACAUCCAGAUACGACCCCUGUAUACGAUAGAAAUAGAUACGUUUCCAACGAGCUAUCCAAUGCGAAGUAUAAUGCCGUAACCUUUGUGCCAACCUUAUUAUAUGAACAGUUCAAAUUCUUUUACAAUUUAUACUUUUUGGUAGUAGCAUUAUCUCAGGCCGUUCCCGCACUUAGAAUAGGGUAUUUAUCAUCAUAUAUUGUACCUUUGGCGUUUGUGCUGACAGUUACUAUGGCAAAGGAAGCUAUAGAUGAUAUUCAGAGGAGAAGACGUGAUAAAGAAUCAAACAAUGAAUUAUACCAUGUGAUAACAAGAAAUCGUUCUAUUCCAAGCAAAGAUUUGAAAGUUGGAGAUCUCAUAAAAGUUCAUAAAGGUGAUCGUAUUCCUGCUGAUUUGGUUCUUUUACAAUCAAGUGAACCAUCUGGGGAGUCAUUCAUAAAAACAGAUCAACUGGAUGGAGAAACUGAUUGGAAAUUACGUGUUGCGUGUCCCUUGACUCAAAAUCUAUCUGAAAAUGAUCUGAUUAACAGAAUUAGUAUAACGGCGUCAGCUCCUGAGAAAUCUAUUCACGAAUUCUUAGGUAAAGUUACUUACAAGGACUCCACCUCAAACCCUUUAUCUGUUGAUAAUACCCUAUGGGCGAAUACUGUUUUAGCUUCCAGCGGAUUUUGUAUAGCUUGUGUUAUAUACACUGGUAGAGACACUAGGCAAGCUAUGAAUACAACUACAGCUAAAGUUAAAACUGGUUUACUAGAGCUAGAAAUCAAUAACAUUUCCAAGAUUCUUUGUGCAUGUGUUUUCAUCCUUUCUAUUCUUUUGGUUGCAUUUGCUGGCUUGCAUAAUAAUGACUGGUAUAUUGACAUAAUGAGAUAUCUAAUAUUGUUUUCGACCAUCAUCCCAGUAUCAUUAAGAGUGAAUUUGGAUCUGGCUAAGAGUGUUUAUGCACAUCAGAUUGAGCACGAUAAAACUAUUCCUGAAACGAUUGUUAGAACAAGUACGAUUCCGGAGGAUUUGGGCCGUAUUGAAUACCUUCUGAGCGAUAAGACCGGGACGCUUACUCAAAACGAUAUGCAACUAAAGAAAAUACACUUGGGUACUGUAUCAUACACGUCAGAAACAUUGGAUAUUGUAUCUGACUAUGUUCAAUCCUUGAUAGACUCUAAAACAGACUCAUUAGCCAAUUCUAAAGUAGCACUAUCAACCACAAGAAAGGAUAUGUCAUCACGUGUAUGUGAUAUGGUUUUAACUUUGGCAAUUUGUCAUAACGUUACACCCACUUUUGAAGAUGACGAACUUACAUAUCAAGCAGCAUCGCCUGAUGAAAUUGCCAUUGUUAAAUUCACCGAAUCGGUUGGCUUGUCACUUUUUAAAAGAGACCGCCAUUCAAUUUCCUUAUUACAUGAACAUUCCGGGAAAACUUUAAAUUACGAAAUUCUACAAGUUUUCCCUUUCAAUUCUGAUUCCAAACGUAUGGGUAUUAUUGUUCGCGAUGAACAACUAGAUGAAUACUGGUUCAUGCAAAAGGGAGCUGAUACAGUAAUGGCAAAGAUUGUGGAAAGUAAUGAUUGGUUAGAGGAAGAAACAGGCAACAUGGCUCGUGAAGGUUUACGUACCUUGGUUAUUGGUCGUAAAAAAUUAAAUAAGAAAGUUUAUGAGCAGUUUCAGAAAGAAUAUAAAGAUGCCUCUUUAUCGAUGCUUAAUCGUGAUCAACAAAUGAAUCAGAUUAUUGCGAAAUAUUUAGAACAUGAUCUUGAAUUAUUAGGUUUAACCGGUGUAGAAGACAAGUUACAAAAGGAUGUCAAAUCAUCUAUUGAGUUACUUAGAAAUGCCGGUAUUAAGAUUUGGAUGUUGACAGGUGAUAAAGUGGAGACUGCCCGUUGUGUUUCUAUAAGUGCAAAGUUAAUUUCUCGUGGUCAGUAUGUUCAUACCAUAACCAAAGUCACCAGACCGGAAGGUGCAUUUAACCAGCUGGAGUACCUAAAAAUCAAUAAAAAUGCUUGCCUUUUAAUAGAUGGUGAAUCUCUAGGAAUGUUUUUGAAGCAUUACGAACAGGAGUUCUUUGACGUCGUGGUUCAUUUGCCUACCGUUAUAGCCUGUCGUUGUACACCUCAGCAAAAGGCAGAUGUUGCCUUAGUAAUUCGUAGAAUGACAGGCAAAAGAGUAUGCUGUAUUGGUGACGGUGGUAAUGAUGUUAGUAUGAUUCAAUGUGCAGAUGUUGGUGUUGGUAUUGUUGGUAAGGAAGGUAAACAGGCCUCCUUGGCUGCUGAUUUUUCUAUAACGCAAUUUUGUCAUCUUACCGAGUUGUUAUUAUGGCAUGGUAGAAACUCUUACAAAAGAUCUGCUAAACUAGCUCAAUUUGUCAUGCAUAGAGGUUUGAUCAUUGCAAUCUGUCAAGCGGUAUAUUCCAUUUGUUCAUUGUUUGAACCUAUUGCACUUUAUCAAGGUUGGUUAAUGGUCGGUUAUGCGACCUGCUAUACAAUGGCUCCAGUAUUCUCAUUGACUCUUGAUCAUGAUAUUGAAGAAUCAUUAACGAAAAUAUAUCCAGAACUGUAUAAAGAACUGACAGAAGGUAAGAGUUUAUCAUACAAAACAUUCUUUGUUUGGGUUCUACUAUCGCUGUUCCAAGGUUCUGUAAUUCAGCUAUUUUCUCAGACUUUUACAAGCUUAUUUGAUACUGAUUUCACGAGAAUGGUUGCUAUCAGUUUUACUGCUUUGGUUGUGAAUGAAUUGAUCAUGGUUGCCUUAGAAAUUUACACAUGGAAUAAGACAAUGUUUUUCACUGAAAUUGCUACGUUAUUAUUUUACAUCUUAUCGGUCCCAUUCCUCGGAGAUUAUUUUGAUUUAGCAUAUAUGACUACCGUCAAGUACUAUGCUGAACUUUUGGUCAUUUUACUCAUUUCAAUUUUCCCCGUUUGGAUGGCAAAAGCAAUUUAUAGAAGGCUACAUCCUCCAAGUUAUGCAAAAGUGCAAGAAUUUGCCACCCCAUAG
Saccharomyces mikatae IFO 1815 is the source of this 3447-nucleotide messenger RNA. RefSeq names its product aminophospholipid-translocating P4-type ATPase NEO1 (gene NEO1). NCBI's taxonomy places the organism in Eukaryota, Fungi, Ascomycota, Saccharomycetes, Saccharomycetales, Saccharomycetaceae. Gene Ontology annotation, cellular component: plasma membrane; trans-Golgi network; endosome. Gene Ontology annotation, biological process: retrograde vesicle-mediated transport, Golgi to endoplasmic reticulum; phospholipid translocation; endocytosis. Bases 1 to 3447 code for a protein of 1148 amino acids. The record is from RefSeq and is a predicted model, not a curated record. Gene Ontology annotation, molecular function: ATP binding; magnesium ion binding; ATPase-coupled intramembrane lipid carrier activity. The transcript has a single exon.